This is a messenger RNA of Suillus subalutaceus, 333 nucleotides long. RefSeq lists its product as uncharacterized. Lineage: Eukaryota; Fungi; Basidiomycota; Agaricomycetes; Boletales; Suillaceae. Gene Ontology annotation, biological process: phospholipid translocation. The coding region runs from base 1 to 333 and encodes 110 amino acids. The record is from RefSeq and is a predicted model, not a curated record. The transcript has a single exon. Gene Ontology annotation, cellular component: plasma membrane. Gene Ontology annotation, molecular function: ATPase-coupled intramembrane lipid carrier activity.
AUGGGGGUCUGCGAUAUCAUGAGAGACAACAAUGAUGAUCGACCUGGGGGAUUCGUACUUGUCAUUGACGGUGCUGGACUGGACCGCUUCCUGAUGACGGUCGCGACUCACAAGUCUCUUCUUCUCCGUCUUGAUACCCGAUACGAGUGCGUCAUCUGUUGCUGCGUUUCCUCACUGCAGAAGGUGCUCGUGGUAAAGGCGGUCAAGGAUAGUCUUAUCGCAAACGAUGUUGGCAUGAUCCAGGCUGCGGACGUUGGCGUUGGCUUCGGCAUUGGCGUUGAAGAGCGUCUGCAAGCUGUCAACUCGUCAGACUAUGCUAUUGCACAGGUGUGA